UUUUUGCCUAAGGCAUUGUUUGAACAAUGGCGGAGGGUUGCUAAUAUAUACUUCCUUCUGGCUGCUUGCCUCUCCGCCUCUCCAAUUUCACCUUUCAGCUCUCUCAGCAUGAUUGCCCCUUUGGCGUUUGUUGUGGGGCUUAGUAUGGCAAAGGAGGCAUUGGAGGAUUCGCGCCGGUUCCUUCAGGAUGUUAAGGUUAAUCGCAGGAAAGUUAGUUUCCACAAAGGUGAUGGCGAAUUUGGUCUCAGGUCGUGGCAGAAUAUUAUGGUUGGGGAUGUGGUAAAAGUAGAAAAGGACCAGUUUUUUCCCGCUGACUUGCUUCUGUUGGCGUCAAGUUAUGAGGAUGGGAUAUGCUAUGUGGAGACAAUGAAUUUAGAUGGGGAGACCAACUUGAAGGUGAAGAGAUCAUUGGAGGCUACCUUGUCUCUGGAUAAUGAUGGAGCUUUUAAGGAUUUCUCUGGAACAAUAUAUUGUGAAGAUCCAAAUCCCAGUCUUUACACUUUUAUUGGGAACUUUGAGUACGAACAACAGGUUUAUCCUCUUGAUCCUAGUCAAAUACUCCUCCGAGAUUCAAAGCUCAGGAACACGGAUCAUGUCUAUGGAGUGGUCAUUUUCACUGGACAUGACAGCAAAGUUAUGCAGAAUUCUACAAAAUCCCCUUCAAAAAGAAGCACAAUUGAGAAAAAGAUGGAUUAUAUCAUAUACACUCUUUUCACUGUUCUUAUAUUGAUAUCUUUUAUUAGUUCAAUAGGAUUUGUUACAAAGACCAAAUACGAAACCCCAAAGUGGUGGUAUUUACGGCCUGACAAUAUUGAAUACCAGUAUGAUCCUGGUAAAAUUGGAUUGGCUGGGAUGAGCCAUCUGAUUACUGCACUCAUUCUUUACGGAUAUUUGAUACCCAUUUCGCUUUAUGUUUCAAUUGAGGUUGUGAAGGUAUUACAGGCAACCUUCAUUAACCAAGACAUUCAAAUGUAUGAUGAUGAAACUGGGACUCCAGCUGAUGCACGAACAUCAAAUUUGAAUGAAGAGUUGGGCCAGGUAGACACUAUCCUCUCUGAUAAAACUGGCACUUUAACUUGCAACCAGAUGGACUUUUUGAAGUGCUCCAUUGCUGGUACUGCAUAUGGUGUUCGCUCCAGUGAAGUUGAAGUUGCUGCAGCGAAGCAGAUGGCUUCUGAUCUUGAGGAGCAGGACGAGGAGUUCUCUAGUUUCCCCAUGUGUAAGGAGAGAAAAGUGUCAUGGGAAAACACCACAGUAGAUGAAGAAAUUGAACUGGGGACUGUUGUUCCUUCCAAAAAUGAUGAAGAUCAAAGGCCUGCCAUAAAGGGAUUUGGGUUUGAAGAUGAUCGCCUUAUGAAUGGUAACUGGUUGAAAGAACCCGACACCAAUGUCCUUUUGUUGUUUUUCCGGAUAUUAGCAGUUUGCCAUACUGCCAUUCCUGAACUGAAUGAGGAGACCGACAGUUGUACAUAUGAAGCCGAAUCACCCGAUGAAGGGGCUUUUCUAGUAGCAGCUAGAGAAUUUGGUUUUGAAUUUUAUAGGAGAACUCAAUCAAGUGUCAUCAUUCGUGAAAGAUUUUCUGCUUCAGGACAAGUGGUUCAAAGAGAAUAUAAAAUUUUGAAUCUGCUGGAUUUUACUAGCAAAAGAAAGCGCAUGUCAGUGAUUGUGCGUGACGAGGAUGGAAGCAUUAUUCUUUUCUGCAAAGGAGCCGACAGUAUCAUAUUUGAUCGACUGUCUAAGAAUGGAAAAAUGUAUUUAGAGGCUACAACUAGACAUUUGAAUGAAUAUGGAGAAGCAGGUUUGAGAACACUUGCCCUGGCUUACAGAAAGCUUGAUGAACAAGAGUACUUUGAUUGGAAUAACAAGUUUCAGAAGGCCAAGACAGCUGUUGGGCCUGACAGAGAUGCAAUGCUUGAGCAUGUUUCAGAUAUUAUGGAAAGAGAGUUGAUUCUUGUUGGAGCUACCGCUGUUGAAGAUAAACUACAGAAAGGGGUGCCUCAAUGCAUUGAUAAACUUGCUCAAGCUGGUCUAAAGCUCUGGGUAUUGACUGGUGAUAAGAUGGAAACUGCAAUCAACAUUGGGUCAAUCCCAAAAAUUGGUGCUUGA
Molecule: messenger RNA, 2106 nt
Organism: Cajanus cajan (pigeon pea)
Lineage: Eukaryota; Viridiplantae; Streptophyta; Magnoliopsida; Fabales; Fabaceae
Source: RefSeq, a predicted model, not a curated record